Molecule: messenger RNA, 1378 nt
Organism: Onychostoma macrolepis
Lineage: Eukaryota; Metazoa; Chordata; Actinopteri; Cypriniformes; Cyprinidae
Product: natural killer cell receptor 2B4-like
Exons: 6
Coding region: 45-923 (292 amino acids)
Source: RefSeq, a predicted model, not a curated record
AUUGGAUCAUACUUUUUAGUGAAAGGUUUAAUAAAAUAUUUCUCAUGUUUUUGUUCUGUUUUUGCUGCUGGCACCUGCUCGGUGUGUUUGGUGAGUCAGUGUCAGUGAUGGAGGGAGAUUCUGUCACUUUAAACUCUAAUGUUACUGAAAUACAUGAAAACAAUGACGUACUGUGGACUUUUGGUACUAUAAAAUCUCUCAUAGCUAGAAUAAGAAAAACCAAUCACAUCUCCUCCAUGUAUGCUCAUAUUGAUGAGAGAUUCGGAGACAGACUGAAGCUGGACAGUCAAACUGGAUCUCUGACCAUCACAAACAUCACAACUCAACACGCUGGACUCUAUAAAGUAGAGAUAAGUGGAGCAAGAUCAUCAUCAAAAACAUUCAUUGUUUCUGUCUAUGCUCUUCUGCCUGUUCCUGUCAUCAGCAGUAACUCUUCAUCAUCAUGUUCUUCAUCUUCAUAUUGUUCAUUGUUGUGUUCAGUGGUGAAUGUGGGUCAUGUGACUCUCUCCUGGUACAAAGGAAACAGUUUAUUGUCCAGCAUCAGUGUGUCUGAUCUCAGCAUCAGUCUCUCUCUACCUCUGGAGGUGGAAUAUCAGGAUAAAAACACCUACAGCUGUGUGCUCAACAAUCCCAUCAGCAACCAGACGAGACAUCUGAACAUCACUCAACUCUGUCAUGCAUGUGAAGAUCAGAGCCUACCAUUAUUGUACAAAGUGUUGAUUUCUGCUGCUGGAUCUCUGUUGGUUGUAGCUGCAGUCGUGAUGUGCUGCAUCUGCAAGAAACUUAGAAAAAUUGACAGAGAAGUUCAGACGUGUGAAGAAAUGAUCACUUAUGCUGAGCCAAUGUUCAUCAAAAGAAAAGCACAAAUGAAAAUCAAAGAGGAGACUCACGUGGAAUAUGCAUCUGUCGCCAUAAGAGUAUGAUCAAACCUUUUCUAAGUACCAGAUCCAGCUGUGUGAUUGCUUUCACUCAAACGUUUGUAUUGUUGAGUUUUGGGAUUGGUGAGAAUCACCAGAUGUAUUCAUUAAAAAAUUCAUAUAGAUGACAUGAUAUCGGAACACAAAUGAGGUUAUUUUUAAUGUCAUAUCUUUUAAUUUGGUCCAUCCAUUAAAAGUCUAUUUUGAAGCUUCAGAAAGUAAAUACAGACUUGCCUGAUGUGCAGAAAUGAUCCUCACUGUUUCUUGCAAAUCAAGCAUGCAGGUUUGAGCUUCUAUGUUUAGCAUAUUUGAUGAGCUCUAUGUAUGUGCAUCAGUCAGUGUUUACACGUGAAUAAAAGCCCAAUGUUUUUAUAAACUAUUUGAAGCUUGAAGAGGUUAGUUGUGUGGACUUUCAAUGGAUAAUGUAAAAUGACGAGAGAAUAUUAAACACACCUUCAUGU